AAAUAUCCCCUAUGACAAAACAAUACGUCACGUGGUUGAGCGUGGGGUCGGGCGUUCGAACAUCGGAAAAUUGACUUGGAAUUGGCAGAAAAUCCUGGCGGUUUUCUCGCCUUUUGCGGGUAAUUAGCUCCAGCGAAGGACUUUCUUCAAGACCCUGACGUGUUUUCGGUCCUCGCUCAAUCGAUACCGUGUCGAUCGAAGGCUCCAGCGCUGCUAAAAAAAGUGUUUCAGUGACGAGAGGUCGUCUGUGACCCCUACCCUCUCCUCGUCGACUGUUGUGAAGCUCGCCGGCAGCCAUCAUGGGUGAGCCGGAUGAGGUGGACCAGGCGCUGCCGUACCGCGGCACGGACAUGAGCGACUACGGGAUCCCGCUGGAUGACCUGAAGGAGCUGAUGGAAGUCCGCGGGACAGACGGUAUCGCAGAGAUUGAACAGAAGUAUGGAAGUGUCACAGAGAUAUGCAAACGUCUCAGGACGUCUCCUACUGUAGGUCUGGAGAACAAUCCAAAGGAGUUUGAGCGACGAAGACAAGUUUAUGGCUCAAACAUUAUCCCACCGAAACCACCAAAGACAUUCUUGCAGUUAGUCUGGGAAGCUCUGCAGGAUACUACACUGAUUAUUCUGGAGAUCGCAGCCAUUAUUUCACUGGGCUUGUCAUUCUACAAACCAUCCAAGGAUAUUCAGGACAAAUUGGGUGGUGGAGAUGAGUCUGAGGAGAAGGCCGGAUGGAUUGAGGGCGUGGCCAUUCUUGUUUCUGUAGCAGUAGUCGUUUUUGUAACAGCAUUCAAUGACUGGUCCAAAGAAAGGAAGUUCAGAGGGCUGCAGAGCAAAAUUGAGGGCGAGCAUAAAUUUGCUGUCAUCAGGAGUGGAGAAGUAGUCCAGAUCCCUGUAGGAGAAAUAGUUGUCGGUGACGUCUGUCAAGUCAAGUACGGUGACUUGUUACCUGCGGAUGGCCUGGUGGUACAGUCCAAUGACCUGAAAGUGGAUGAGAGUUCACUAACCGGAGAGUCCGACCAUGUGAAGAAAGGCGAAUCCAGGGAUCUCCACCUCUUGUCAGGCACCCAUGUGAUGGAGGGCAGUGGCAAGAUGGUGGUGACAGCGGUGGGCUUGAGCUCACAGAGUGGGAUCAUCUUCGCACUACUGGGCGCCACUGCAGCUGAGAAACCUGCCGGAGGCAAGGACGACAGAAAGAAGGCAAAAAGCAUUGAGGACGCCAACCCUGCUCCUAAGACAGCCGCUCCACUAGAUCCAGUCGGGGCAUCACCAAGCAAGGCAGAUGGCCGUCUGCCUCCCCUACAGAACCCCCCGCAGCCGCCCGCCAUGGAGCUGAAGGAGGUGAGCCUGAGGGACGAGCCUGACGGGAAGGUGGACUCGCCCACCGCACCUAGCUCCCCAGGAGAGGAGGUGGACGGAGCAGUGAAGCAGUCCAAAUCUACCAGCUUCCCCAGGAAGGAGAAGUCUGUGCUGCAGACAAAACUCACCAAGCUGGCUGUGCAGAUUGGAUAUGCAGGGUUUGCUGUGUCUGUCCUGACUGUCAUCAUCCUGAUCAUCACCUUCUGUGUGAGGACAUUUGCCAUCCAGGGGUUACCCUGGAACAACUACUACAUCCAGUUCUUUGUCAAGUUCUUCAUCAUCGGUGUAACUGUACUGGUGGUGGCUGUACCUGAGGGCCUACCUCUUGCUGUGACAAUCGCUCUGGCAUAUUCUGUCAAGAAAAUGAUGAAAGACAACAAUUUGGUACGUCACUUGGAUGCCUGUGAAACUAUGGGUAAUGCAACAGCCAUCUGCUCUGACAAGACGGGUACCCUGACCACAAACCGCAUGACAGUCAUGCAGAUCUUUGUAGGAGAGAAACACCACAAGUCUGUGUCUGAAAGCAUCAGUCAUAUCCAACCUAACGUCAUGGACUUAUUAGUGGAUGGAAUUGCCAUCAACAGUGGCUACACGUCCAGGCUCCUGCCACCAGAUGAUGAUCGAGAGGGUGGACUUGCCAAGCAAGUUGGAAAUAAGACAGAAUGUGCCCUGCUGGGCUUAGUGGUGGGGCUGAACAAGGACUACCAGGCUGUCCGGGACGAGUGGCCCGAGGAACGUCUCUACAAAGUCUACACAUUUAACUCUUCCCGCAAGUCUAUGAGCACUGUCGUCCAGAAGGAGGAUGGCGGCUUCAGACUGUAUUCCAAGGGCGCUUCUGAGAUCAUGCUCAGGAAGUGCACCAAGAUUCUGGAUGCAAAUGGCAAGGAGCAGGACUUUUCCCCUCAUGAUCGUGAUGGUCUCAUCAAGAAGGUUAUCGAGCCAAUGGCCAGCGAGGCUCUGCGGACCAUCUGUAUGGCGUACCGUGACUUUGAUCCAGCUGAAGGAGAGCCUGAUUGGGAAUCAGAGAAUCUUAUUGUCUCCAACCUGACAGCAAUCGCCAUCACUGGCAUCGAGGACCCAGUAAGAGAUGAGGUGCCAGCAGCCAUUAAGAAGUGCCAGAGGGCAGGGAUCACUGUGCGCAUGGUGACAGGAGACAAUGUCAACACAGCUCGUGCUAUAGCCAUCAAGUGUGGCAUCCUGACUCCAGAUGAUGAGUUCAUUAUCCUGGAUGGAAAGGAAUUCAACAGGAGGAUCAGGAAUGAGAAGGGAAUGAUUGAGCAGGCACGUAUUGACAAACUCUGGCCCAAGCUGAGGGUUCUCGCUCGCUCAUCUCCCACAGACAAGCACACCCUGGUGAAAGGGAUCAUUGACAGCACCAUCAGUGAGAAUCGGGAGGUGGUGGCAGUGACGGGCGAUGGAACCAAUGACGGACCAGCCUUAAAGAAGGCUGAUGUUGGCUUUGCCAUGGGCAUUGCUGGCACUGACGUUGCCAAGGAGGCAUCAGAUAUCAUCCUGACAGAUGAUAACUUCACCAGUAUUGUCAAGGCUGUGCUGUGGGGACGCAAUGUCUACGACAGCAUCUCUAAAUUCCUACAGUUCCAGCUGACUGUCAACGUAGUGGCCGUUAUUGUGGCCUUCUUGGGAGCCUGCAUUGACAACGACAGUCCUUUGAAGGCAGUUCAGAUGCUGUGGGUCAAUCUGAUCAUGGAUUCUUUCGCCUCAUUGGCCCUUGCCACUGAGAUGCCUACUGAGGAGCUGUUACUACGGAAACCUUAUGGGCGUACCAAGCCCCUGAUCUCCAGGACCAUGUGUAAGAACAUCCUGGGCCAUGCUGUGUACCAGCUCAUCAUCAUCUUUACCAUCCUGUUUGCAGGUGAGUACAUUUACGACAUCGACAGUGGGCGUGGAGCGGCCCUGCAUGCUGCACCCAGCCAGCACUUCACCAUCGUCUUCAACACCUUUGUAAUGAUGCAAAUCUUCAACGAGAUCAACGCCCGCAAGAUCCACAAUCAGCGCAAUGUCUUCUCUGGCCUCUUCACCAAUCCCAUCUUCUGCUCUAUUGUUGUGGGGACCUUGAUUGCUCAGGUCUUCAUCGUUGAGUUUGGUAGUGUUGCUUUCAGCACAACUCAUCUGACUGCAGACCAAUGGGGAUGGUGUGUCUUUCUUGGAAUGGGUGAACUUCUGUGGGGCCAGCUGCUUGCAUUUAUCCCUACCAAGAAGCUGCCACGUAGCCUGACCAUCGGUGGCGGUGAGCCUGAGGCAGACAUGGUCUCCAUUGCAGACAUCGACGAGCCCGAUGCGAUAGAGAGCAUGACAGAACUGCGCCGGGGUCAGAUCUUGUGGAUCCGUGGUCUGAGCAGAAUCCAGACUCAGAUCAGUGCAGUGGACACAUGGAGGGAUGCCAUGGCCAAGACUCGACGAGACACCUUGAUCCACGAUUUCAUGCCUGUCCCCGAAGGGGAUUCCAAUAAAACUAGCGAGCUAGACCUGACUAGAUCUAGCGAGGAUAACUCCCCGCCCAAGUCAGACACAGACCAUCCUAUGCCUGAUUCGGAGUCUCCCAAGGCAAACUCGGUCCAGCCUGACCCAGUUGUGUUGGAUGUGAAGUCAGAUGGUGUUGAAAUGGAGUCAGAUGCACCCCCUGUUGCAGAUUCUGCCCCUGUCGAGUCAAAGUCUCUAUCCCCUACAUUAGGCAAUGCCCCAUCCCAAGCUGACUCAGCUACUGUUGAGAUAGACUAGUCCCAAUCAAAUAUAGGGCAAGCAUACACGUAGUUCUGUCUCGUGGCAGAGGCUUUGUGUUUGUCAAUAUGUUUGUUUGCUCGUUCGUUUGUUUGUGUUUGUCUUUGUUUACUUAUCACCUUGUUUGUCUUUGUUUGUUAGGUACCAUCAAAGUAAUGCAAAGGUGCGACUGGGGUUCUGGGCAGCACACUCUGACUGUUGGAACCCUGGCUGACAGCAAUGAUUUUGGCAAAAUCAAAAGAGAGAAU
Messenger RNA from Branchiostoma belcheri (Belcher's lancelet), 4339 nucleotides. Its product is annotated as plasma membrane calcium-transporting ATPase 2-like. The transcript has 20 exons. Gene Ontology annotation, molecular function: ATP hydrolysis activity; ATP binding; PDZ domain binding. Gene Ontology annotation, biological process: calcium ion transmembrane transport; regulation of cytosolic calcium ion concentration. Gene Ontology annotation, cellular component: membrane; intracellular membrane-bounded organelle. The record is from RefSeq and is a predicted model, not a curated record. Lineage: Eukaryota; Metazoa; Chordata; Leptocardii; Amphioxiformes; Branchiostomatidae. Bases 300 to 4091 code for a protein of 1263 amino acids.